Cadophora gregata is the source of this 3458-nucleotide messenger RNA. RefSeq lists its product as uncharacterized. The transcript has 4 exons. The record is from RefSeq and is a predicted model, not a curated record. Gene Ontology annotation, biological process: DNA replication; mitotic DNA replication initiation; double-strand break repair via break-induced replication. Gene Ontology annotation, cellular component: MCM complex; nucleus. Lineage: Eukaryota; Fungi; Ascomycota; Leotiomycetes; Helotiales; Ploettnerulaceae. Gene Ontology annotation, molecular function: single-stranded DNA binding; single-stranded DNA helicase activity; ATP binding. The coding region runs from base 103 to 3198 and encodes 1031 amino acids.
CCCCCUUCUCCCCUCCCCCCUCAUCGCAACCACAACACAACAACAACACCACCCUCAAACUUAACUUCGCGCAUCUGCGUUGCAUUGCAGUCAACAGGCAAGAUGUCGUCGCCAUCGCAUCGUCGACAGCGCAGUUCACAAAGUGGAACCCCACGCCGAACAUCCAAAAGAAGCAAUGUUCCCAGUAGCCCCCCUGAUCCGGCGGCAGCACAACUUCACAGCGAGGCAGCAUCGUCACAAGGCAAUGCUACUCCUCGAAGAGCGGCAGCACCUCCAUCUUCGUCGCCAAUGAACUACAGAUCAUCUCCUGCAGACAUCGCACGGAUGAACAGAGAACGAGAUGUCUCCUCACCCCUAAGACAGAUGACGAAUACGCAAACCACUCAAGAAGAUGGCGAGCGCACCCCUCGAGCAACUACUAGUGGGCUGAUUGGAGACUCUUCCCCUAUUCGAUAUGCACCCAGUUCUAGCCCUAGUGGCACAGGCUUCAAUGCCCGCCAACAAUCCAUUAUGUCCGACAUUCGAAGUGAUAGCAGUGGUCUGUUUGUUCGUAAUCGUGACGCGGGUCCUGGAUCUUCGAUCAAUAAUUCUCGCCGUGGAGACAUUAACUCUGACAAUAUCAAUACUCCUCGUGCAAGACGGCGCAUUUUCAUGGACGAAAGUGGCCGGGUUGUCCGAGAUAUCCCAGCUGAAGGUUCCGAGGCUCCAACUUUUUCUAACAUGGAUCCGACAACCUCUGAUGCGCAAGCAAUGGGAGGAAGCUCUACACUAUGUAUCUGGGGUACCAAUGUUUCUAUCAAUGACACCUUGGCUGUGUUCAAGGAGUUUCUUCGAAAUUUUACCAAAAAGUACCGCAUGUGGGGAGAUGGAAUGUCCGAAGAGGAAACCGAUGCGGAUCCAGAUGCGCAGACUAAGGAAUACGUCCAGAUGAUGCAAAAUAUGUUGACUCUUGGUGUCACCAGUCUGAACCUGGACUUCCGCAACCUCAAGGCAUACCCUCCUACCAAGAAGCUUUGGCAACAAGCUCAAGAUUACCCUCAGGAUAUCGUUACUCUUAUGGAUCAAGGUAUCAAGGAUGUGAUGUACGAACUCGCAGAAGCAGAGAUGGCCAAGAACAGGCAAUCCCAAAGCUCAGGAUCUGCCGCACAAACAUCGUCUCGUAGCAGAAUUUUGAGCUCUGAACCUCCUGUACCCAGCUCUGAUCGAAGUGAGCCCGAGCCACAAACACCAAGAGACCAGGAGUCAAACGAGGUCGACCUCUGCCAGGAGGUCCAGAAGCGAUCAUACAGAGUCCGUCCUUUUGGCCUUGAUUCCACCAUCAACAUGCGAGAGUUGAAUCCAUCUGAUGUCGACAAGAUUAUUGCGAUCAAAGGACUCGUCAUUCGAACCACACCAAUCAUUCCCGAUAUGAAAGAUGCUUUCUUCCGUUGCCAGGUGUGCAAUCAUACAGUCAAGGUCGAUAUUGACCGUGGCAAGAUCGCCGAGCCUACCAAGUGCCCUCGUCCAAUCUGUGACUCUCCAAACGCGAUGCAAAUUGUUCACAACCGCUCUGGAUUUAUGGACAAGCAGGUUAUCAAACUUCAGGAAACACCAGACUCUGUUCCAGCAGGUCAGACGCCUCACUCGGUCUCGAUGUGCGCAUACGAUGAGCUGGUGGACCUUUGCAAAGCUGGUGACCGUGUCGAGAUUACUGGUAUCUUUAAAGCCAGCCCAGUGCGAGUCAAUCCCAGAAUGAGAACUCUGAAGAGCACCUACAAGACAUAUAUCGAUAUUCUUCAUAUUCAAAAGGUUGAUAAGAAGCGAAUGGGCAUCGAUGUUUCGACUGUCGAUCAAGACCUUUCGGAGCAAAUCGCUGGUAAUAUCGAAGAAACACGAAAGGUCAGCGAAGAAGAAGAAGAAAAGAUCAAGGCUACUGCUGCCAGACCUGACAUCUACGAACUCUUGUCUCGGUCACUUGCACCCAGUAUCUACGAGAUGGACGAUGUGAAGAAGGGCAUUUUGCUUCAGCUUUUCGGAGGUACCAAUAAGUCAUUCGAGAAGGGCGGAAGUCCCAAAUACAGAGGAGAUAUCAAUGUGCUUCUCUGUGGUGAUCCUUCCACUGCCAAGUCUCAAAUCCUUCAGUAUGUCCACAAGAUUGCUCCUCGUGGCGUGUACACCAGUGGAAAGGGAUCUUCAGCAGUCGGCUUGACAGCAUAUGUCACUCGGGACCCCGAGACCCGCCAGCUGGUGCUCGAGUCAGGUGCUUUGGUUCUGUCAGAUGGAGGUGUCUGCUGUAUCGACGAGUUCGACAAGAUGUCUGAUGCUACUCGUUCAGUGCUUCACGAAGUCAUGGAACAACAGACUGUCUCGAUCGCUAAGGCAGGUAUCAUCACGACAUUGAAUGCACGAACCAGCAUUCUCGCUUCUGCCAACCCAAUUGGCAGCAAAUACAACCCAAACCUGCCAGUUCCUCAAAACAUCGACCUUCCUCCAACACUGCUCUCUCGUUUUGAUCUCGUCUUCCUGAUCUUAGAUCGCAUAGACGAAACUGCUGAUCGAAGAUUGGCGAGACAUUUAUUGAGUAUGUACUUGGACGACAAGCCACAGAGCGCAUCCAGCGGAAUGGAAAUUCUGCCCAUCGAAUUCCUCACCUCCUACAUCUCCUACGCCCGCACCACCUGCCAACCACGCAUCAGCCCCGAAGCCUCCGAAGAGCUCGUCAACGCCUACGUCGAGAUGCGCAAACUCGGCGAGGACAUCCGCGCCGCGGAGCGCCGCAUCACAGCCACGACCCGUCAACUCGAAUCCAUGAUCCGCCUGGCGGAAGCACACGCCAAGAUGCGCCUCUCCGAGACGGUCACCCGCGACGACGUCAAGGAAGCCGUCCGCCUGAUCAAGAGCGCACUCAAGCAGGCCGCUACAGAUGCCCGAACGGGCCUCAUCGAUAUGAGUCUCCUUACUGAGGGCACGAGCGCGAGCGAGAGGAGGAGGAAGCAGGAUCUCAAGACGGCGGUGCUGGCGCUGCUGGAUGAGAUGACGAGGCAGGGGCAGGCGGCGAGGUAUAGUGAGGUGGUCAAGAGGAUUGGCGAGCAGAGUAGUGUUGCUGUUGAGGGGGCGGAGUUUGCCGAGACGGUGAGGCUGUUGGAGCAGGAGGGGAGUGUGAUGGUUGUGGGUGAGGGGGCGAGGAAGGCUAUUCGGAGGGUGACGGGUGUUGCGUAGGGGUAACAUGAGGACUCGUAACGUUUUGGUCGCGACUCAUGUCUGCUGGUUGGGGACAGUGAUGAGGAUAAGGAUGAUUGAUUAGGCGUACCGAGGACGUUUCUUGAAUGUUUUCACGUUAAAUUUAGGGAUGAAAUGCAAGGAAGGGAAAUGGAUUGAUGGGUAAUGAAUGAUAGAUGAUCGAUCGAUCGAUCGAUCGAUUGAAGGAUUACUUACUAGUUACUGCUUACCCAAGAACAUAUACGUGGAUUACUGUUUAG